CCGGGACAGCCCGGAGGUGGCAUCAGUCUUGAUGUGGAAAGGCCCUCCUCCUUUCAAUCCCUACAAAGUGGGCGAGAGAGGUACUAGGAUGGAUAGCACUGGUGGAUACCUAGUGUUAGCCCUUUUCACAGCAGAAGAAAGGAAUACUUAGAAGAGAUGCCAGAGCCACAAAAAAAACUCUCAGCGUGGGCCACAGGACCCUUUGUCACAAGGAGCAAUGCUGCCCCGAUGGGAACUGUCUUUUUACCUGUUUGCUUCCCUAGGCUUCCACUUCUAUUCUUUCUAUGAAGUUUACAAAGUCUCCAGAGAACAUGAAGAGGAACUGGACCAAGAAUUUGAGCUGGAGACUGACACUUUAUUUGGAGGAUUAAAGAAGGACCCAACUGACUUUGAGUGGAGCUUCUGGAUGGAGUGGGGCAAGCAGCGGCUGGUGUGGCUUCUCCUUGGCCACGUGGGUGUGUCUCAAGUAGCCAACCUGCUUGCAAGGAAGCACAAACCCUGGAUCCUCACAGCCUAUGGGAUGUGGGCCUGCUGGUGUGUGCUGGGGACCCAAGGCACAGCCAUGGUUCUUAUUCACACCACCAUCUCCUUCUGUGUUGCCCAGUUCCGGUCGCUGUUCCUGUCAUGGCUCUGUUCUCUCUUCCUGCUCUCUACACUGAGGCUUCAAGAUGUGGAGGAAGUUAAGAGAGGGUGGUACCAGACGGAAAAUGAGUACUACUUGCUGCAGUUCACACUGACCGUUCGCUGCCUGUACUACACCAGCUUCAGCCUGGAGCUCUGCUGGCAGCAGCCGCCGGCUGAGCACACCUUCUGCUCCUUUCCCUGGAUGGUGGCCUAUGUCUUCUACUACCCAGUCUUCCACAACGGGCCCAUCCUCAGCUUCCCAGAGUUCAUCGCACAGAUGCAGCCGCAGGAGCAGGGCUCGCCAAAGGCCAGCCUUUCCAUCCUUGCCCUGGGGCUGGGCCGCCUCCUCUCCUGUUGGUGGCUGGCGGAGCUGAUGAUUCAUCUUAUGUACAUGCACGCCAUCUACAGCAGCACCUCCCUCCUGAGGGCCGUCUCAUGUUGGACCUUAGGAGGACUGGCGUUGGCCCAAGUGCUCUUCUUCUAUGUGAAGUACUUGGUGCUCUUUGGUGUCCCAGCUCUGCUCAUGCGCCUGGAUGGACUCACGCCACCGCCCCUCCCUCGCUGUGUCAGCACCAUGUUCAGUUUCACGGGGAUGUGGAGGUAUUUUGACGUUGGACUGCAUGAUUUCUUAGUUAGAACUGAUUGUAUGAAGUGGAGUAUAGCCUCAUGGAGCUCCAUGAUGGGUCAGUGGUUACCUUCAUGCAGGUAUGUGUACAUUCCAGCGGGCGGGUCCCAGCACGGCCUGCUAGGGACACUGUUUUCCACUGCGAUGACAUUUGCGUUUGUGAGCUUCUGGCAUGGUGGGAAUGACUACCUCUGGUGCUGGGCAACACUCAACUGGCUGGGAGUCACCGUGGAGAGCGGAGUCCAGAGGCUUGUGCAGGCGCCGCAUGUCCAGGACAGCUUGGCCCAGUUCCUCUCCCCGCAAGCUCGCCGUCGACUCCAUGCUGCCCUUGCAUCUUGUUCCACCUCCAUGCUGAUCCUGUCCAACCUGGUGUUUCUUGGGGGCAGUCAAGUCGGGAAAAUCUACUGGAAUAGGAUCUUCAUACAAGGCUGGCCGUGUGUGACCCUCUCUGUCCUGGGAUUCCUGUACUGCUACUCCCAUGUGGGCAUUGCCUGGGCCCAGACAUACUCCAUGAACUAACGGCACUGGGCCCUGGUCAGCCCUUUUUGCUGGCUUCCAAGAGAAAUAGUGCUUCACCCUGACCUUGCACCUCAAGGUAACCUUCAGGGGACCAGUGCCUGAUCUGCUCAUCUUUUGUUGAAGUUACCUCACUCCAAGACUGGAAGCUCGAGCUCUCAUAACUUUGGGGACUUAGAGAUCAUCUUCCCAGCCCAAUCAUUUUCCUGUUGAGUAAGCUGGGGUCCAAAGCAGUAAAAUGUCUUGCCUAGCUGCACAGGGUGACAUUGUGAUCCAGAAUCCAGUCCCAAGGGCCCUUUGGGUUCUUUCUCCUUUACCAAGAAUGAAAUGUAAUAGACAUUUCUUGACUGAGGUGUAGGAAUUCUGAUUAGUGAUAGGCCUGUCCUCCACUGGGCAGUAUUUCUGAAACAUGUUGGGUCAGUGGCAUUUGAGUGUCCCCUUCCCCAUGUCCUGCAGUGUAGUCUGUAGAACCAGCACUGGCUUUAGCUUCACACUGUAGCUCCUCAGCAGGGAGGUGACAAAGCCACAGCUGUGUUUCUAAUUACCGGGUCAGAGAAGACUGAAUAUGUUCUGUGGCAUUGCAAGGAGCCAGUACCCAAGGAGAGCUGUAUACUUGAGCUGCAUCAGGGUGAUCUACAUUUGGCUGCUUCUUCCCUAGAUUUGCAGAGAAGUAUAAACAUGGCAGUUCCUCUACCUGACAGUUAACUGUUUCCCAAUAAAGAAGCAGAAUUAGGGCUUCCCUGGUGGCGCAGUGGUUGAGAGUCCGCCUGCCGAUGCAGGGGACACGGGUUCGUGCCCCGGUCCGGGAGGAUCCCACAUGCCGCGGAGCGGCUGGGCCCGUGAGCCAUGGCCGCUG
Molecule: messenger RNA, 2621 nt
Organism: Physeter macrocephalus (sperm whale)
Lineage: Eukaryota; Metazoa; Chordata; Mammalia; Artiodactyla; Physeteridae
Gene: HHAT
Product: hedgehog acyltransferase
Exons: 15
Coding region: 218-1768 (516 amino acids)
Biological process (GO): protein palmitoylation
Cellular component (GO): endoplasmic reticulum
Molecular function (GO): palmitoyltransferase activity
Source: RefSeq, a predicted model, not a curated record